Cyphellophora attinorum is the source of this 1116-nucleotide messenger RNA. Its product is annotated as Extracellular exo-alpha-(1->5)-L-arabinofuranosidase. The transcript has a single exon. Bases 1 to 1116 code for a protein of 371 amino acids. Gene Ontology annotation, molecular function: hydrolase activity, hydrolyzing O-glycosyl compounds. The record is from RefSeq and is a predicted model, not a curated record. Lineage: Eukaryota; Fungi; Ascomycota; Eurotiomycetes; Chaetothyriales; Cyphellophoraceae. Gene Ontology annotation, biological process: carbohydrate metabolic process.
AUGCUACCGGUAACAGGCGCCAUCUUCACAGCCGCGGCAUGGCUAGUUGGAGCACAAUGGACGGCAUACCCUCCCAGCAAUACCAAUGCGACAUAUACAAACCCCAUCCUCGACGGUGUUGGGGCCGAUCCAUUUGUGGUGAAAGUGGAUGGGCUCUACUACAUGACCUACACUACCGGGACGAACAUUACCAUCCUGAGAAGUCCCAUUUUGACGGACUGGAACACUGCCGACAUAAAGCUAGCCUUCACGGCCGUCGAGAAUACAUCGUACGCAUAUUCACUUUGGGCACCGGAACUUCACAACAUCGACGAUAGGUGGUAUGUAAUAUUUACCGGGAAUGUGGACAACGAGUCACCCAGUCCGGAGCAGGACAUGUAUUGCGACUUCAAUUGUCCUGCCGUUAAUCACCGGAUGUUUACUCUGGAGUCCUCCGGCUCAGACAUUUGGGAGAGCGAAUAUGCAUUCAAGGCCCAGCUUGAUACCUACGACCAAUUCGCAAUCGACGGCACCUACUUCCAGCACUCGUCCGGUCUUUACCACAUCUACUCAUGCUGGCAUUCUGCAUAUGUUUCCUGGCCUGCCAUGCUCUGCAUCACCAAGAUGUCCAACCCCUACACUGUCUCCUCUCCUCUGUCCGAGCGACUCAUAAUCUCCAAACCCGAUGAACCCUGGGAGAAGACCCCGUACAAUCGCACCGUCAAUGUGCGUCUGUCGUCCAACGAAGGCCCUCAACAAUUAAACAAUCCAACAACGAACCAAUCCUUCGUAAUCUACUCGGCAGCCCGCUCCGAUAACCGCAACUACUGCCUCGGCCUCUUGGAGCUCACCGGCCCGGACCCGCUCUCCCCCGACUCCUGGACUAAAAACAACGCCUCCUGCGUCUUCUAUCAGAACCCAGAGGAAUCGGUGUACGGCGUCGGCCAUGCCAGCUUCGUGACGAGUCCCGAUGAGAGCCAAUGGUGGAUUGUGUACCACGGGAUGCGGGACUAUGCGACUGGGUGGAGCGCGAGGACGAUACGGACGCAGGAUUUUGGCUGGGAUGAGGUGACGGGGUGGCCAGUGUUUCCAAGGCCUGGGGAGGGGCCGUUUGAGGUGCCGAGCGGGCAAGUGUAA